Molecule: messenger RNA, 2022 nt
Organism: Carcharodon carcharias (great white shark)
Lineage: Eukaryota; Metazoa; Chordata; Chondrichthyes; Lamniformes; Lamnidae
Product: solute carrier organic anion transporter family member 4C1-like
Exons: 13
Coding region: 1-2022 (673 amino acids)
Biological process (GO): transmembrane transport; sodium-independent organic anion transport
Cellular component (GO): membrane
Molecular function (GO): protein binding
Source: RefSeq, a predicted model, not a curated record
AUGGACAAAGGAGUGGAUAAUCCGGCAUUCAUCACUGAUGACAAGCUAAAUGUACGACAAAACUCAAAUUCUAAACCAGAAAAAAUUGAAACAUCUGAACAAGAAUUUGAGGAAGGACCAUGUGGUUGGGGAACAUUCACACCAAACUGCCUUCAGUGCUGCAACAACCCAGAAGGAUAUUUAGCCUUUUACAGUCUACUGGGUGUCAUUCAAGGUACUUUAGUGAAUGGUCUGGUGAACAUCAACAUAACCACAAUUGAGAAGCGAUACAACCUGAAUAGCCUCACCACAGGAUUGAUUUCUGCAGGCUAUGAUAUUUCCUUCAGUAUUUUAUGCCUCUUUGUCUCUUACCACGGACAAAAGGGACACAAGCCACGAUGGCUGGCUUUCUCAGCUUUUAUGCUUGGAUUGGGGUCCCUUGUGUUUUGCCUGCCCCAUUUCACUGGUGGCCUGUAUAAUUAUGGUGCUCAAAUAACAGAUACCUGUGUUGUACCUCACAAUAAUGCCAGCACACCAGCCUGCACUCCCUCUGCUACAACUAAAUCCUCCACUUUUGUAUUUGUGUUCCUUCUGGGGCAGCUGCUACAUGGGGUAGGAGGAACCCCUUUAUACACACUGGGAACGGCCCACAUUGAUGAUUCUGUCUCUAAUGAGAAAAGUUCCCUUUAUAUAGGUAUUGGAAGUGGCAUGUCAGUUCUGGGCCCUGCGUUUGGAUAUGUCAUAGGUGGUCAGUUCCUGGACAUUUAUAUUGAUAUCAAUACAAUUUCCAAAAUUCCUCUGAUGCCAGAUGACCCUCGAUGGCUUGGUGCAUGGUGGAUUGGGUUUCUUUUGUGCUGGAUUCUAGCCUGGUGUCUUGUUAUACCUCUGUCUUGUUUCCCAAAGCAUCUCCCAGGUACAGCAGAAGUCCAGCUUCAAAAGGUUUCUCAGGCCCACAGUUAUAAAGGUGGAAUUGUUCUGACACAGCAUCAUUUUGGAAAGAGUUUUAAGGAUUUCUAUUCAGUACUGCUGAUGUUGUUGAGGAACCCUGUUUUCAUGGCCUUAGUAAUAGCAGGCACCACUGAAUCACUGGUCAUCACUGGAUUUGUGACAUUUAUGCCUAAAUACAUUGAAAAUCAGUUUGGCCUAACUGCUAGCCUGGCAGCAAUUCUGGGUGGUGCAGUACUUAUUCCUGGAGCUUUUAUUGGUCAAAUUAUUGGUGGUGUCAUCAUUUCCAAGUUGAGGCUCCAAUGUCGAAAUGUGUUGAAAAUGGCUGCAGCCACAUGUACAGCAUCACUGCUUUGUGCCUUAGUUUUCAUUUUUGCUCAAUGUUCAAAUCAGCCAUUUGCUGGAGUCAACCAGGACUAUAAUCAUAGCAGCACUGCAGAGAAAUUCGAAUUGUUGGCACUCUGCAAUGAGGAGUGUCAUUGCAUCCGUUCUCACUACAAUCCAGUCUGUGGUGUAGAUAAUGUCCAGUACUUUUCUGCAUGCUAUGCAGGUUGUACUAAUACAUCAGUAACAGGUGACACUGAGGUUUACCACAGCUGUUCUUGUAUCCCGCACGUUGAAAAUAAGUUUAAUGCACGUGAAGGAAAAUGUGGCCCCACAUGUACCAAGAUGCCCAUAUUUAUGGGAUUUUUUUUGCUUUCUGUUAUUUUCACCUUCAUGACUAGUACACCAAUUACAACAUCUGUUCUCAGGUGUGUUCCUGAUAGCCAACGCUCGUUUUCAUUGGGUAUUCAGUGGCUCUUUGUGCGGAUCCUAGGUACAAUUCCAGGACCAAUACUGUUUGGUACAGUGAUUGAUGUAUCAUGUGUCCUAUGGAAUAAAGAUAAUUGUGGUCAUAAAGGUGCAUGCUGGACAUAUGACAACCCAAAAAUGGCCAAUUUGAUUACAGUCAUUGGCACAUCUUCCAAACUGAUCUCCAUUGUUGCAAUUAUUGCAGCUUUUUUCCUAUAUAGACCUCCACAGGUUGCUGAAGUUACAGAACAAAUGGCUGAUGGGCCGGCUAGUCAAUGGGGAUUCAAUACUGACGACCAGGACUAG